AUGAGCUCAUCCCCCUUCCCCACAGAAUCUACACUAGGCACUUAUAUAGUGCCUUGGAUUGUCCUAGGAGCGAUCGCAACGAUUAUGGUCGGCUUCGAAAUAUGGCUGCUCGUCCGCAUACGACGGCUUCGCCUUGAGCGACAGGGUGAACGCGAUCGCAAACGCAACCACCCUCAGCAUUUCCGCCCACUGAGCAUGCCGAUAACGAUACAAACCCCGAAAGGUGAUGAGGAGUACCAGGCGUACCUCAGAAAUCUCGAAACGCCGCAGGGCUUGAUGAAGUGGAUGACGUCUGAGAAGAAGAAACAGUAA
Molecule: messenger RNA, 312 nt
Organism: Pseudomassariella vexata
Lineage: Eukaryota; Fungi; Ascomycota; Sordariomycetes; Amphisphaeriales; Pseudomassariaceae
Exons: 2
Coding region: 1-312 (103 amino acids)
Source: RefSeq, a predicted model, not a curated record